Molecule: messenger RNA, 369 nt
Organism: Aspergillus fumigatus Af293
Lineage: Eukaryota; Fungi; Ascomycota; Eurotiomycetes; Eurotiales; Aspergillaceae
Product: putative spherulin 4 family protein
Exons: 1
Coding region: 1-369 (122 amino acids)
Source: RefSeq, a predicted model, not a curated record
AUGGUCAAUAAGAACGAGCAAGAUCAUGGGCUUCCAGCAAUUCCAGAGACAUUCACCUUCGACUCGUGCCCCAACAAUGGGAAUGGGAACGGGAAUGGGGCUGGAGUCGGCCGUACGUAUCGCCCUAGCAGCCCAAGGUCAUUUGACAGGAGGGGAAAAAAAAAGACUAAUCUGAUAUUGCUGCGUUUAGAACAAAUCGCCUUAGCAUCGUACGUCAAUCCGCUCGCUGACCCAGUCGCUUGGGACCGCAUGAUUGCCUACCCAUCAAACAAGGUGAGCGUCCUGGUCGCCAAUGUCCUCAACGGCCCGGACACGACGGUGAAUGAGGAUUGGGCAAAGGUCAUCGACCGGGCCCAUGCAUCGGGAUAA